Messenger RNA from Anoplophora glabripennis (Asian longhorned beetle), 1525 nucleotides. It is a transcript of the gene escl, whose product is annotated as polycomb protein eed-B. Gene Ontology annotation, molecular function: protein binding; nucleosome binding. The transcript has 7 exons. Gene Ontology annotation, biological process: negative regulation of transcription by RNA polymerase II. The coding region runs from base 141 to 1442 and encodes 433 amino acids. Gene Ontology annotation, cellular component: ESC/E(Z) complex. The record is from RefSeq and is a predicted model, not a curated record. Lineage: Eukaryota; Metazoa; Arthropoda; Insecta; Coleoptera; Cerambycidae.
AUCGCGCGAAAUUUUUUUUAGAUUGCAAUUGCAAAGGUGUUUUCAUGAGUAACUAUUUAGUUACUCUUAUGGGUGUUUUAGUACUUUUAAUUUAAAAACCAAUACAUUGUUUAUUUCCCAAUUCAUGAAACAACCGUAAAAUGAAGGAAAGGAGUCAAGAAAAAAGCAAACCGCUUCUUAAAGAAGAUUUGUCAAACUCAAAUUUAGACGAGGAUUCAGGAGAUGAAGGGGAUGAAACAUCAAGUGUUGGAAGUACUUCCACCACAGACAACACCUCCAGAAGUGCUACACCCACAAACAGACUCCGUAAAGGUCGUAGGGGCAAGAAAAGGUUGAGUAACCCCCCGAAAACUCUGAAACCGAUUUACAAAUUUUCUUGUAGCAUUAAAGAGGAUCACGGUCAACCACUGUUUGGCGCUCAGUUCAACCAUUACCUUAAAGAAGGGGAACCGUUUGUAUUCGCAGCCGUCGGAAGCAACAGAGUGACCGUUUAUGAAUGCCCCGAGGGAAACGGUAUAAAAUUACUUCAGUGUUACGCCGACCCAGACCUGGACGAAAACUUUUACACCUGUGCCUGGUCGUACGACGAGGACUUAGGAAAACCGUUAUUGGCCGUCGCAGGGUCUAGGGGAGUGGUACGCAUUUUAAACCCGGCAACCAUGAGCUGCAUAAGACACUACAUAGGCCACGGUCACGCCAUAAACGAAUUGAAGUUCCAUCCUAAGGAUCCAAAUCUUUUACUGUCCGUUUCGAAGGACCAUUCCUUAAGGCUGUGGAAUAUUAAGACGGACGUGUGUAUCGCUAUUUUCGGUGGGGUCGAGGGCCACAGGGACGAGGUUUUAAGUGCGGAUUUUGAUUUAAUGGGGAACAGGAUUAUGUCCUGCGGAAUGGACCAUUCCCUGAAGCUGUGGCGACUGGAUAAGGAUACAAUGAGGGAGGGUAUAAAGCAGUCGUACGGUUGGAACGCAAAUCGAAACACGAGGCCCUUCGACUGCUUAAAGGAGAAUUUCCCGGACUUUUCCACCAGGGACAUACACAGGAACUACGUAGAUUGCGUUCGGUGGUACGGAGAUUUCGUUUUGAGUAAGUCCUGCGAGAACUGCAUAGUUUGUUGGAAGCCCGGUAGGUUGGAGGACGAAAAUUUGAGGAAAGGCGAGACGAGUUCUACGGUCAUUCAUCGUUUCGAGUACAAGGAAUGCGAGAUCUGGUUCGUGCGGUUCGCUAUGGACUUUUGGCAAAAGAUCCUCGCCCUGGGAAAUCAGACGGGGAAGGUAUUCGUGUGGGACCUAGACGUAUCGGAUCCCGCCCAAGCGAGGGCCUACACCCUGCAGCACCCCAGAUGCACGACGGCCAUCCGCCAGGCCUCCCUCAGUAGAAACGCGAACAUACUGAUCUGCGUGUGCGAUGACGGCACAGUAUGGCGUUGGGAUAAAAUAGCUUAAUGUCGUUUAAUUUUAAGUGUGUUAGAUGUGACUGUAUCGUUUAUAUUUUAUUUGUAAUACAACUACAAAAAUGUAACUGGUCU